Molecule: messenger RNA, 8552 nt
Organism: Anguilla anguilla (European eel)
Lineage: Eukaryota; Metazoa; Chordata; Actinopteri; Anguilliformes; Anguillidae
Product: agrin-like
Exons: 37
Coding region: 40-5916 (1958 amino acids)
Biological process (GO): multicellular organism development; cell differentiation; central nervous system development
Molecular function (GO): serine-type endopeptidase inhibitor activity; calcium ion binding; protein binding
Source: RefSeq, a predicted model, not a curated record
CCCCCCCCCCCCCUCCCACCCGGAGGUGUGGAGUGCAGCAUGACUAGCUGUCACUACCCCAGCGCCACCCCUGAGAGGGAGCGGAUGUACCAGCACAAGGUCUCCCUGGUGGUGCGCUACUUCAUGAUCCCCUGCAACAUCUGCCUCAUCCUCCUCGCCACCUCCACCCUGGGCUUCGCCGUGCUCCUCUUCCUCAACAACUACAAACCUCCCUUCACCCCAACGCCGCCCCCGGAUGGCUGCCGCGGGGUGCUGUGUGGUUUCGGGGCGGUGUGCGAGAAGACCCCGGCGGACCCCUCCAAGGGCGAGUGCGUGUGCAAGAAGACGGCGUGCCCCUCGGUGGUGGCGCCCGUGUGCGGCUCCGACUCCUCCACCUACUCCAACGAGUGCGAGCUGGAGAAGGCGCAGUGCAGCACGCAGCGGCGGCUGAAGGUGGUGCGCAAGGGGCCCUGCGCCCUGAAGGACCCCUGCAGCGAGGUGACCUGCAGCUACGGCAGCACCUGCGCGCAGUCGUCCGACGGCCUCUCGGCCAAGUGCAUGUGCCCGCUGAGCUGCGGCGCGCCCGCGGAGCCGCCCGUGUGCGGCAGCGACGGCAGGGACUACCCCAGCGAGUGCGAGCUCCACAAGCAGGCCUGCGCCGAGCAGAAGAACGUCCGCAAGCAGCACCAGGGACCCUGCGACCCUUGUAAGGACACGGGGAACAACCUGAACAUCGCGUGUCGGGUGGAGGCCCACAGCCGCCGCGCCCUGACCUUCGCCCUCCCGGCGUCCUGCCCGCCGGGCGGCGAGCCGCUGUGCGCCAGCGACGGGCAGACGUACGACGGCGAGUGCCGCAUGCAGCGGACCGCCAUGCUGAAAGGGGUGGAGCUCCGGCAGAUCCACCCGGGCAGGUGCAAGAAGGAAGAGGAGUGCAAGGAGGAUUGCCAGUUCAACGCCGUGUGCGUGGUCGAGGCCAGGGCACAGCGCUGCUCCUGCGAGCCAAUCCAGUGCGACGGGACCUACAAGCCCCUGUGCGGCAAGGACGGGCGCACCUACGACAACGACUGCGAGCAGCGCCUGGCGGAGUGCCAGACCAAGACCCACAUCCCCGUCAAACACAAGGGCCCGUGCGAUCUGCACGUGCCCAGUCCGUGCCGGGACAAGAGCUGUGAGUUUGGGGCGGUGUGCGUGGUGCAGGACGGGGAGCCGGUGUGCGAGUGCCCGGGCGCCUGUGCCCAGACGGGGGACCCCGUGUGCGGCAGCGACGGCCAGACCUACGGCAGCCAGUGCGAGAUGAAGGCCAUGGGCUGCGCCCUGCAGAAGGAGAUCCACAUCCAGCACAGAGGCCCGUGCGCGGAGACCUGCCGAAACUGCUCGUUCGGGGCGAUCUGCGACGGGCAGACGGGGCGCUGCGUGUGCCCGACCGAGUGCGUGGACUCCCAGCAGCCCGUGUGCGGCAGCGACGGCCACACCUACGACAACGAGUGCCUGCUGAACGUGCUGGCCUGCACGCGGCAGCGCGACCUGCGCGUGGUCAGCCCGGGAGAGUGCAGAAGCUGUGGCGGCGAGGUGUGCGCGUGGGGCGCCCGCUGCGUCCAGAACAGGUGCGAGUGCCCGCCCUGCCCCGCGCUGCCCAUCGCCCCCGUGUGCGGCAGCGACGGCAACACCUACGACAACACCUGCCAGCUGAACGCCGCCGCCUGCAAGCUGAGGAAGAAGAUCGCCGUCGCGCGGAGCGGGAACUGCGACGAAGAGUGUGGGUCUGGCGGUUCUGGCUCCGGGGGGGACAGCACCUGCGAGCAGGACCGGUGCCGGAGGGUGGGGGGCUCCUGGGACGAGGACGCCGAGGACGACCGCUGCGUGUGCGACUUCAGCUGCCACAGCGUGCCGCGCGUCCAGGUGUGCGGCUCGGACGGACACACCUACGACAGCGAGUGCGAGCUGAAGAAGGCCAGGUGCGAGAAGCAGGAGCAGCUGGAGAUCCAGGGCCAGGGGCCGUGCCCAGCUACGCCCCCACCUGGCUUGACUCAGCAUUGUAGUCAGACCGUGUAUGGCUGUUGUCUUGACAACACAAUGGCUGCUCUUGGCGUGGGACUGGCUGGCUGCCCCAGUACCUGUAAGUGUAACCCGUACGGCUCGUACGGGGGCGCGUGCGACCCCACGAGCGGGCAGUGCUCCUGCAAGCCGGGCGUCGGCGGGCAGAAGUGCGACCGCUGCGAGCCGGGGUUCUGGAACUUCCGCGGCAUCGUCACGGAGAGCACCAGCGGCUGCACGCCGUGUAACUGCGACGCCCUGGGCUCUGUGAGGGACGACUGCGAGCAGAUGUCGGGCCUGUGCUCCUGCAAGGCGGGCGUGAAGGGCGUCAAGUGCAGCGUGUGUCCGGACGGCAGCCAGAUGAGCGCCAGCGGCUGCGAUAAAGGUCCCGACGCUCCCGCGUCCUGCGACGAGAUGGAGUGCAAGUUUGGCGCGUCCUGUGUGAAGGUCAACGGCCAGGCCCACUGCGAAUGCCCCUCCCCAGACUGCGACAAGGAAAAGAAGACCAAGGUGUGCGGCUCGGACGGGGUGACCUACGCCGACCAGUGCCAGCUGAGGACCAUCGCCUGUCGCCAGGAUCAGGACGUCACCGUCAAGCACCCCGGCCAGUGCUCAGAGACCGGUCUGCCCCCUGGGCCAACAGCCAGCCCCACACCGUCCCCAACCACCCUCUUCACCACACCCUCCGUCACCCAUGCCAAGGAUAUGGUUACGGAGGUCACCGGGAAACCCUUGUCUACGAAGCCCCUUGUACCGAGGAGGAUGGACAAGCCUAUAGCCAUCACCACCUCAGAGCCCGCCACCCAGCCCACGCUGUCCCAGACCACGACCUCUCCUCCAGAGACCACCCCUGGCCCCAGCCCCAGCCCCUCCCCCACCCCCUUCGAUGGGUCUGGCAGCGGGGAUCCCAGUGGUGACGACGAUGCAGAGGGUAGCGGCGAAAAGGAGGCUAGCGGGGAGGAGCCAGCCGACCAAACCGGAGAGGAGACCACGCCCCCUGACCCCAAGGUCCGCUCGUCCUGCGACAACAGCCCCUUCGGCUGCUGUCCCGACGGCAUCACGCCCACCAGCGACUCGGAGGGAAGCAACUGUCCCCCCACCGUGAAGUUCGGCGGCUUCCUGCACCUGGACCAGGUGGAGGGCCAGGAAGUCUUCUACACCCCGGAGAUGGAGGACCCCAAAUCUGAGCUUUUUGGGGAGACUGCCCGUAGCAUUGAGAGUGCUCUGAAUGAGCUGUUCCGAAAAUCACAUGUUCAGAAGGAUUUCAAGAGUGUCCGGGUCAGGAGUUUGGCCCCCAGCAAUUCCAUCCUGGCGUUUGUGGAGGCCCACUUUGACCCAGACACCAGGUACGCUGUGGAGGAAAUCGAGGGGGCUCUGCUCAAACAGCUGAAGUCUGCCAAGGAGGCGGCCAUAGUUGUGAAGAAGCCAGUGGCGGAAAAUAUCCAUUUCAGUAACAAUGCUCUUCCCUUUUUCACCACCACCACAAUCACCAUGGCAACGUCAACCGCAACAGUGCCCACCACCCCCGGGGCCCCCACCGCAGCCCUGACCACGCGCCGCCCGGGCACCACCAGCUGGCUGGGCACCACCCGUCGCCCCCCGCCCCCCGGCCGCAGGACCACCACGGCCGCCCAGAUGACCACGCCCCACGCCACCACCUCGCCGCCGCUCACCACCCCUCCCCCGAGGACCAGGCUGGUGCCCGCGCGCAGGAAGCCCUCGCAGCCGUGCGACUCGCACCCCUGCCAGCACGGGGGCACCUGCGAGGACGACGGGGCCGACUUCGCCUGCAUCUGUCCCGCGGGGAGGGGCGGGGCCGUGUGCGAGAAGGUCAUUAAAUACUUCAUCCCGUCCUUUGGGGGGAAGUCCUACCUGGCCUUCACGACCAUGAAGGCCUACCACACCGUCCGCAUCGCCAUGGAGUUCCGCGCCUCGGAAACGACCGGUCUGCUGCUCUUCAACGGUCAGAACGGCAAAAAAGACUUCCUGUCUCUGGCGCUGGUGUCCGGCUACGUGCAGCUCAGGUUCAACACGGGCUCGGGGACGGGCACGCUGCAGAGCUCGGUGGCGGUGCGGCCGGGCCGCUGGCACCACCUGGAGGUGACCCGGAACCGGCGCAGCGGCGCGCUGCGGGUGGACGGCGAGGACCCGCCCGUGGAGGGGAAGAGCCCGCCGGGCACCGACGGCCUCAACCUGGACACCGACCUCUUCAUCGGGGGCGCGCCGGAGGACAUGGCUCAGGACGUGAAGGAGCGGACCGCCGUCUCCACGGGCCUGGUGGGCUGCGUGCGCAUGCUGGACGUGAACAACAUGGUGUACAACCUGCAGGAGAAGGGCGGCCAGGUGCUGUACGGCUCUGCGGUGGGCGAGUGCGGCAACGACCCCUGCCUGCCCAACCCCUGCAAGAACGGGGCGUCCUGCCAGGUCAAGGAGGCCGAGAUGUUCCACUGCAAGUGCGCCAGCGGGUUCUCAGGUCCCACGUGUGCGGACACCCACAACCCAUGUGACCCGAAUCACUGCCAUCCCUCCUCUCAGUGCAAGGUCCUGCCAGAGGGCGGGUACAAAUGCGAAUGUCCAAUGGAGCGUGAGGGAACGCACUGUGAAAGAGUAUCCAAGACAGACAAGAAUGAGGCCUACAUGCCGUCCUUCAAUGGGGACUCCUACCUGGAGAUGAAAGGCCUGCACACCUUUGGCCAUGACCUGCAAGAAAAGGUGAACAUGACGGUGGUUUUCUUAGCCAACGACUCCAACGGCCUCAUCUUCUACAACGGGCAGAAGGACGACGGAAAGGGAGACUUCAUCUCCCUGGGGCUCAACGACGGCAUUCUGGAGUUCCGUUAUGACCUGGGCAAGGGCCCAGCAGUCAUCAGGAGCCGGGAGAAAGUCAAGCUGAGCGCGUGGAACACGGUCAAGCUGGAGCGCGUCAGCCGCAAGGGGGAGAUCAGCGUCGACGGCGGCGAGCGCGUCCGGGGGGAGUCGCCGAAAUCGCGAAAGAACUACAACAACGCUCUCAACCUGAAGGAGUCUCUGUAUGUGGGCGGGGCUCCAGAUUUCAGCAAGCUGGCCAGAGCGGCCUCUCUUAGCAGUGGCUUCAAAGGCGCUGUGCAGAAGAUCAUACUUAUGGGCAUCCCAAUCUUGAAGCGAGAGAACGCGCUGAGCUCUAGUGAUGUGUCCACGUUCCCCCACCACCCCUGUGCUCAAGGUGUCUGCAAGAACGGGGGCCAUUGCCUACCCCAGUUGGAGGGCUACGAGUGCGUGUGCAAGCAUGGUUUCUCUGGGACGGACUGCAAAAACGGAAUUGUUGAGAAGUCAGCGGGGCAGGCGGAUUCCAUUGCCUUUGAUGGCCGGACAUUCAUCGAAUACCAUAACGCGGUUUCCAAGAGUCCUGAGUCAUCUCAGAGGCUACCAGACAAAAGCGAGAAGGCGAUGCUGACCAACGCGUUUGAGCUGAGCAUCAAGACGGAGGCGACGCACGGCCUGCUGCUGUGGAGCGGGAAGGGCACGGAGCGCUCCGACUACAUCGCCCUCGCCGUGGUGGACGGGCGCGUGCAGAUGACCUUCGACCUGGGCUCCAAGCCCGCGGUGCUGCGCUCGUCCGUGCGCGUCGACACCAACCGCUGGACACGCAUCAAGGCCAGCCGGACGCUGAGAGAUGGCUUCCUGCAGGUUGGUAAUGAGGCUGCAGUCACAGGGUCAUCCCCCCUGGGGGCCACACAGCUGGACACAGAUGGGGCUCUCUGGCUGGGUGGCCUGCAGAGGUCCUCAGUGGUCCGCCGUUUGCCGAAGGCGUACAGCACGGGCUUCACUGGCUGCGUGAGGGACGUCACUGUGGACGGCGUGGAGCUCCACCUGGUGGAGGACGCCCUGAACAGCCCCAGAAUACUACACUGUUCCGCCAAAUAGCCUGCCGCCACCUCCCCAUGCACGCCACGUCAACAACUGCUGUAAUUAUUUUCUAUUUUUGUAUACUUUUCAUUGCUUUUUAUAUAUUGAAAAAAAAUACAUUGUCUUUAAGUUUGUCUUAAUUUUUUUUUUUGUUUUCAUUUUAUAUUGCUCUCGUUUUGUCAAUAUGUUUUUGUUUGGUUUUUUUGUUUGUUUUUAAACGCUCCUCUUUGCCUACACGAUCGUUUUUUCUUUUCUUUUCUUUUUUUGAAUGAGUGUCACGGCUGCACAUGGUGUCGAAACAAAAGUCUGGCAUAGUUUUUAUUGCUUUUAAAGACAAAAAGAGAAACAUUGCUCUUUACUUGAACUGUGGUGCACGACGCUGGUGCUGGUGUUUUUUUUCUGUUGCCUUUUGGUGCUGUAGGUUCCUCUUUGCUUUUGUAAAUGUGGCGUAAAUACAUUCCCUGUGUGAACAGCCGCUACAGUAUAUCGGUUACGCAGUCUACACAUAUCACAGCCAAGAGUAUUGCAUGAGGGAAACAGUGUCUCCACACUUUGCUUGUGCCACUUUUACUUUUACGUACUCUAGAUAAACCGCCUCUGUUUAAAAAGUCAGAGCAAGGAAAAUGCGUGUAUGUUUUUUAACUUAGUUUUUUUUUUUUUUUUUGUAGUUCUAGUUUCAGUGCAUCUGACCGCUGAGGCACUUAGCGCCCUCUGUUCCUCAACAAUCCUCAUCACUGUCUUCAUUUACGCUGUGGAUCAUCAGCUUGAUCUGAGCACGUGCGGCAAAACGGCCGACUGACAUGGCACAUCAUCUGCGUUUUGCUACAGAUUAGCCGCAGAUGAUAGACGCACACCUGCCACAGUGAAUAUGCUAUGCUUAUUCUCGGGUUCACCUUGACAUGCAGGUGUUGAAGUGUCCAUGGGGGGAAACCGUAACUCAGCCAACUGAACCAUUCAUCUGCAUGCUGCUCUUUUCUUCCAAUUUCAUGUUUUGCUUUUUUUAAAAUUCCAAAACAUUUUUAUGACUUCUUGUAGAAAAAGCUCCUUAAAUGUUCUGGCAGUAUACAUAUCAAAAAACAUUGUUAUGGACUUUUUUUUCUCCGUAUAUUAUCUGCAUGUUCGAAGUGGCAGCAGAGCCUGGGGAUAUAACAACUUCUUCUUUUUUUCAGUAAAAUUACGACUUCGAAUUGUGCCAUAAUAAGUGAAAUGUGAUUUUAUGUCACCAGGGGGCACUGUCGUACACGCUAAACAGAGCACAACUAGUGGAAAGGAAGAGAGCCGUUCAGCGGUGCAGAAAAGUUGUCCGUUUUUAUGAGGGAUGAGUCGACAUACUCAUCGAGGAGAUGACCGCGUUUCAAAAACACCUUUUUUAACGAAAGAUCACCCUAGAUUGGUAAAACAGCAUCCCCAUAACCAGUGAUUAUUUUGUUUUGUUUUGUUUUUUUAAUAGCAGUGACAAUGAAUAAGCACAGUAAUGCACAUGCUGUGCAGGUAUGUUUGAUAACCAUUGUGAGGAGAGGUGCAGUGUGUGAGUGUGUGUUCAGCCACCUCAAAAUGCAUGUCCUGACUAAACCUAUGUCCAGGUCUGUUUUAAGGAAAAUACAGAGAAGAGUCCUGCCAGUAAGUGGAUCGAACACUUAAUCCCAAUCGACAGCCUGGUGAACAACUCUUAUUUUUCAUCUUCCAAUGCAUAUUUUAAGUUUUUUUUUUUUUUAAAUAUAUUUUCCCCUUUAGAGAUGUAAAAGAAAGCCUUUUGUACAGCUCUGCAAUUUGAGAUGUAAAUGAACAAUGUAUAACUGUGGAGAUCCUUUUUUUAGUGUUAUACACUGGAACCAUGUUGAACAUGCUAGAAUUCACUAAACUUACAGUACUUCAAUGUUCCUGUAUCAGUGUGAGGGAAGGGAUUGGGCAGGGGUUUCAAAAAACAUAUUUAUGUAUCUAUAUUUUAGGGUCAUUGAGUGGGAUUCCGGUUUGCAAGACUAAAACUACAGGGGAAAUUUUCAUUUUAUAUUGGCUAUGAGGGGCGAUUAUUCCAGCACUGUGCUCUAUACAUAGUAUGCUGUUGAAAUUAGUAUUGCAAGCAAGCAAAAGCAGCAACUUAAUUUAAUGAUUUUUUAAAAUAUAAAUAUAUUCUCAUUGUUGUCCUUUUUUAAUGUACCUUCUAUAGCUGUGGAUAUUAUGAAAUUCCUGUGUACUAGGAGUAUUAUUUGGAGAGAGAGAAAAAAAAUAAAUCACUGGAGCUCAAGGAAUAUGGGUAAGUGUCAUUACAGAAAUAGGACAGGUGAUGGGAUUAAAACUGUCUCAGAAAUGCCUUAAAAUCAACAGAUCACCCUGACACAGUGACUCAAGUCAGUGUCUACUUUUCUGUACGCUUACCAGUAUAUUAGUCUUCUAUUGGUAGCUAAUCAUGGUCAAUAUUUUUAUGAACGAUUAUCUAUAAGGGACUGAAAAUGAAUAACUUUUUUUUUCCAGGUUCCUUAUUUCAUGUCUUUGUGUGGAGUUCCAGUCUGGCCUUUGUAAACUACUGUUUAAAAUACUGAAAUAUACCUGAAGGAAUACCUGCACAGAAUAAGAACGGCAUGAUGAUACAAUUACUAACUUUAUUACUUGUGUCUUGUGUUCCUACCACCAUGAAAUAAAGUGUCAAAAAACAA